CACCAGCAACUGUCACAGAGAAUUUGCCGUCCGACUUGGAGAACCGCAGACAGCGAAUUUUUCAGACAAACGAAGAGAGACACCAUGAAGGGUCAGUCAGCAAUCAUCGUCGUCGGCCUCUGCGUGGCCGUCGCCACCCUGCUCAGCUCGGUCCACUCGGCAACUAUUGCGAAGAGAGCCGUGGCUGGAGGCAGCAGCAACCACUCGGUUAAGGAGUCUGACCAGGACAAAAUAUGCCACUUUAGCACACCGUGCGGAUGGGCCGUCUAUGAACCGUACACGCGUCAGAUCAACUACUUCCUCAGAAACACGUGUCGGUGCUCGGAGAACAAAAAGUGUCUGCGGACUAACGACGACCUGUCGACGAAAGCGUAUGUGUACAAGUGCCGCGAGGCGCCGGCCAGCACGCCCACGCAGGAACACUCUUGGUCCAGAUGAGGACACUGGCUCGGUCGCGGCCGCUAGAGAUCCUCCUCAGUUCGUCACAAGACUCUAGACGCUCACGUUGAUUGCGCGCGCCGAGUUCCCUCUUUUCAACAACAACUAUCAUUGUUGCGGUUAGAUAGACAUUUAAGUUAUUCCCUUCUUUUUACAUCCCGAUCAUGUUAAAACAAAAGAAAUAUGUAUAUUUAUUGAGGAGAAAAGAAAGUUCAGUAUUUUUCGCCGCUCGAUCUAAUCGGACCGACGCAGAGUUGAACACGAAAUGUGAAACGUACUUAAGACGAAAUUAGCCUCUGCGAACACGAACAUCCGAACAGCAGAGCGACUCGCUUCCUUCGAGUGCGAAGAUCAAAUUGUCAAAUUUAUAAGGAAAAAAAUCCCGAGGCCAAAUCGAGAAAAGUACAAUUGUAAUCGUAAGCUGACAGUUCCUGCCCACGGACCGGCUGCUGGUUUGGCCAAAGUCGCUCUGCUCUCUUUUAUGAUGAUAUUGUAAAGAGAUUUUAUUCUGUCCGAGUCUUUGAUGACUUUAAAAAAAACGAGCGCGACAGGAAUCGUAUACAAAAUAAAUUGCUUUGCUGUAUAGAAAAAGACUCACGUGUAUAAAAACAUGCUUGGAUCGCAGUAUUUUUGUUGACGAGAGAAAUAUGAUAAUAAACACACAAAAAACAACUGCCAGAGCAACUCGCUUGUUUGAU
Messenger RNA from Neocloeon triangulifer, 1136 nucleotides. RefSeq lists its product as uncharacterized. The transcript is spliced from 3 exons. The coding region runs from base 85 to 438 and encodes 117 amino acids. The record is from RefSeq and is a predicted model, not a curated record. Lineage: Eukaryota; Metazoa; Arthropoda; Insecta; Ephemeroptera; Baetidae.